AUGUCAGGACAAUCCAACGUAGGCAACAGCGGCGUCUAUGAGGCUGGUGACCAGCGCAACCAGGCUGAGAAUCAACGCACUCCCUACGAGGAGGGACAGUCGAAUAGUCACCAGGACAAUGACUCCAAGGACCAACGCAGCAUCGCAAACCGACUAGCUCAAGCAAGCCCACAAAACGACGACACUUCCGGCAAGGACAAGUCGGACGAGACAAAAGCAGGCGAGAUUGACCCCACCUUGCCUGCAAAGAUGCACGGAAAUGAGCCCUCUCGCGGUGCCAAGGUUGACAAGAAUAUCGCGGACGAGGAGGCCGAGAUCAUCAGGAAGAUGGAUGAGAAGAAGGCUCAAAAAUGA
Molecule: messenger RNA, 354 nt
Organism: Exophiala aquamarina CBS 119918
Lineage: Eukaryota; Fungi; Ascomycota; Eurotiomycetes; Chaetothyriales; Herpotrichiellaceae
Exons: 2
Coding region: 1-354 (117 amino acids)
Source: RefSeq, a predicted model, not a curated record